Molecule: messenger RNA, 1132 nt
Organism: Myiozetetes cayanensis
Lineage: Eukaryota; Metazoa; Chordata; Aves; Passeriformes; Tyrannidae
Gene: SH3BP5L
Product: SH3 binding domain protein 5 like
Exons: 7
Coding region: 1-1077 (358 amino acids)
Biological process (GO): negative regulation of protein tyrosine kinase activity; intracellular signal transduction
Cellular component (GO): cytoplasm
Molecular function (GO): protein kinase inhibitor activity
Source: RefSeq, a predicted model, not a curated record
AUGUUGUACGGCAAGAGGAGCCAUGGCGGCACUUCCGCUUCCGCUGGGGGAGCGGCGCGGGAGCGGUGGCGGAGCGCGGGACCCUGGAACCCCCAAAAAGAGGUUUCAGAAGAGGAGGAGGAGGAGGAGGAAGAAGAACUGGACCCCGCCUCCCAGGAGGAGCUCGAGCAUCUGAACGAGGCCAACGCCGACAUUAACCGGGGGGAGCUGGAGCUGGAUGCCGCCCGCUCCGCCUAUCGCCGCAUCCUGUCGGAAUCCGCCCGGAAACUGAAUUCCCAAGGCUCCCAACUCGGGAAUUGCAUCGAGAGGGCCCGGCCCUACUACGAGGCCCGACGGAGAGCCAAGGAGGCGCAGCAGGAGACGCAGCGGGCGGCCCUGCGCUACGAGCGGGCGGUGGGGAUGCACAACGCGGCGCGGGAGAUGGUCUUCGUGGCCGAGCAGGGCGUGGCCGCCGGCAGGAACCGCCUGGAUCCCACCUGGCAGGAGAUGCUCAACCACGCCACGCGCAAGGUGAACGAGGCGGAGGAGGAGCGGGUGCGGAGCGAGCGGGAGCACCAGCGGGUGACGCGCCUGUGCCAGGAGGCCGAGGCCGAGGUGCAGGCACUGCAGAAAUCCCUGAAGCGCGUCAUCCUGCGCAGCAAACCCUACUUCGAGCUCAAGGCCCAGUUCAACCAGAUCCUCGAGGAGCACAAAUCCAAGGUGACCUCCCUGGAAAGCCGCGUCUCCCAGGCCAAGACCCGUUACUCCGUCGCCCUCCGCAACCUGGAGCAGAUCAGCGAGCAGAUCCACGCCCGGAGGCUCCAGAGGCUCCUCCAGCGCCGGGAAUCUCCAGUGGGAGCCGAGUGCAGCCCCCGCCACUCCAGCCUGGAAUCCCAAGGGGCGGAUUUGGGAGCGGAGUGCCCGGCCGGGGACUCCCUGUCCGUGCUCAGCCUCCAAACGGUCGCCUCCGACCUGCAGAAGUUCGACUCGGUGGAACAUUUGGCGGGAAUUUCGGAUGCCGCCAGCCUGGGAAGCGACGAGCUGGGAGAGCGGGAGCGGCGCCGGAGCCUCCGGCACCACCGGAGCGUCAGCCUCUGAGCCGGAAUUCCCAGCGGUUCCCACCCCCCAAAAAUACACCAGAAACUCGUCAAAA